UUUUAAUUUGUUUUGGUUAACAUUAAUAACGCAGGACGCAGCCACAAACCUUGGCUGGUAAAGAAAGAAAAAGAAGAAGAAGAAGACGAAGAACCGACCCCAUUAAUGUCAGAAUCCAAAAGUCUAUUAUAAACCAACCGAAAAGAGCUGCACUUUAAUGCCUUACCACUCUCCCGUACGGUUGUUCUCCAACUACCGCCAUUAUAGCCCGUUUUUCUAAGCUCCAUUUUCAUUUACUGAAACUACAACAAGACUUGGAAUAUUAUCAUAUCCAUUAUAAUUGCUGUUCUUUUGGUUUUUUUAAAAGUCCACUUCCCAAGGAGCAUCUGGAUAGGAACUAGAAUUCCUUGAAGUUUUCAUUUGCAUGAACCUGAACUUGAAGUAAAAGGCUUUUCUUUUGCUGAUUUUCCAUAUGAGAAUCUUCAAGGAGGUCGCUUUUUCCCAGCUUUGAUUCUGGGUUUUCAUUUUAGUGAAACUUGGUGGCUACUGAUUAGUUCUCAAAAGAGCUUGUUCAAUGGAAUUAUUCUCCUGGUUUACAUUGCUACUUCUUUUAGACGUCAUAUUGCUUCCUUGUACCCACCAAUUGCAAACUUCCCAGAGACAGGUCUUACAACAGCUAAGGAAGUAUUUGGAGUAUCCUUCAGCAUUGGAUUCAUGGGAAAAUUACAAUGGAGAUUACUGUGAGUUGUCUUCCUCUUUACACAUGAGCAUUUCAUGCCAGGACAAUUCUGUCACCCAGCUCAAAAUCAUGGGAGAUAAAAAGGGUGUUGUUAGGGAGUUUUAUGGAUUUGCAAUUCCCAAUCAGACUCUCUCAGAGAGGUUUUCCAUUGAUUCUUUUGUUACCACAUUGACAAGGCUACCCAGCUUGAAGGUUCUCAGUUUAGUGUCUCUGGGAAUUUGGGGUCCACUUCCUGAUAAGAUUCAUAGGCUAUCUUCAAUUGAAGUCUUGGACUUGAGCUCAAAUUUCAUCUUUGGUUCUGUCCCACCAAAGAUAUCCACAAUGGUUAAGCUCAAUUCUUUAACGCUUGAUGGCAAUUACUUCAAUGAUACUGCUCUUGAUUGGUUGGACUCACUAUCAAAUCUCACCAUUUUGAGCUUGAAGAACAACCGGUUUCAGGGUCAGUUUCCUCAUUCAGUUACGAGAGUAACGACGCUUACUGAUUUUGCGAUGUCUGGAAAUAAGCUUUCAGGUAGAUUGCCUGAUUUGAGCUCCUUAACUACUCUAAGAGUGUUAGAUUUAAGAGAUAACCAUUUAGAUUCUGAGUUGCCACUAAUGCCUAAAGGAUUAGUCACGGUUCUUCUCAGCAAGAACACGUUCUCAGGCGAUAUCCCCGCACAUUUUGGUGAUCUUGUUCAGCUUCAGCAUCUUGAUAUGUCAUUCAAUUCUCUAAGUGGGGUUCCCCCUUCUGCCUUGUUCUCUCUGCCAAGCAUUAGCUACUUGAAUUUAGCAUCAAAUAAGCUAAGUGGGUCACUUCCAGACCAGCUAAGUUGUGGUGGCAAACUCGGGUUUGUUGAUAUCUCGAGUAACAGAUUGAGGGGUGGACUUCCUCCUUGUUUGGCCAGUAACUCAGAUAACAAAGUUGUUAAACUCUAUGGGAAUUGUCUUUCCAUCGAUUCCAAGCAUCAGCACCGUGGAUCAUACUGCAGAGAAGGCAUACAAGAGGAUAAAUCAUCGACGGGAACAGUAAUAGCGGUUUUAGUUGCUGCCAUUAGUGGAGGUGUUGUUAUUCUGGUGCUUUUGGUAGUUGGGGUUCUCUUCUUGUGUAGAAGAUACCGCUCGAGGAAGACUCCAAAAGAUCAGCAUACAUUGCCUAAACAGCAAGAUAAUCCACCUUCAGUAGUUUGUUCUGAACUCAUUACCAGCGCCAGGUUCAUUUCUCAGACGGCAAAGCUUGGGACACAAGGUUCCCCAGUCUGUCGAUUGUUCUCUUAUGAAGAGUUGAGGGAAGCGACGGACAACUUUGGCAAGUCUAAAUUUAUGGGUGAAGGCUCCACAGGGAAGCUUUACAAAGGGAAACUGGAAAAUGGGAACUGUGUUGCUAUACGAUCUCUGGCUUUCACAAAGAAAUAUUCGACGCAGAACCUCAGAGUUCGACUCGAGUUUCUCUCAAAGCUUCACCAUCCAAAUUUAGUUAGCCUCUUGGGAUAUUGUACUGAAAGUGGUGGACAAGAUGAUUCUACUGCCAACAAAGUCUUCCUUGUGUAUGAGUAUGUACCUAAUGGGAAUUACCGCACCUAUCUAUCAGAGAAUAGUCUGGAAAAGGCUCUCAAGUGGCCUGAUAGAUUAGCAAUUUUAAUUGGAGUUGCCAAGGCUGUGCAUUUUCUGCACACUGGAGUUAUUCCAGGUUGUUUCAACAACCGGCUGAAAACGAACAACAUAUUGCUUGAUGAGCAUGGGAUUGCUAAGUUGAGUGACUAUGGGAUAUCAGUUAUCAAAGAAGAAAUCGAAAAAGUUGAGGCUAAGGGAGAAGGCCAAAAACCAAGCCACAGGAAAAAUCUUGAGGAUGAUGUUUACAACUUUGGAUUCAUAUUACUUGAAUCACUUGUUGGGCCGAUAGUAAGCGGGAAAGGAGAAACGUUUCUGCUAAAUGAAAUGACAUCCUUUGGAAGUCAAGAUAAUCGAAAAAAAAUCGUGGAUCCAAUUGUGCUGACCACUUGCUCACAAGAAUCACUGUCCAUUGUGGUAUCAAUCACCAAGAAAUGCAUAUCUCCUGAACACUCAUCACGUCCAUCCUUUGAAGAUGUUCUUUGGAACCUACAUUAUGCAGCACAAGUUCAGUCAACGGCUGAUGCUGAUCAGAAAUCAGAUUCCACAUCACAGUCCUAAAUCUCAAAGUUGGUCACAGGUUCUUCAUAACACCUAAAAGACCAUCCAUUUUUCCAGGCUUACAUGUAACGGAAAUAAUUGCUCCUUCUGUUUAAACACAAGCAACGUUGGGGCCCACCUUUCCACUCAUGUGCAAGUAUAGAUGUUUGGUUGUUUGGGGGGUGUCUUUGUGAGAUGGUGAUUUGUAGAGUUUUGUAAAGGCCAUAUUUGAUUGCUCCAGAUAAGUAUACGAAUUUUUUGUUUUUUUCUUUUAUAGGGUAGAGUUUUGCGUGGGUACUUUUGUUUCUAUGACAGGAAUGACGUGAACAAUUUGUGCAGUGAUAAGAGUGUGAUUGAAAUC
Messenger RNA from Morus notabilis, 3167 nucleotides. RefSeq names its product probable inactive leucine-rich repeat receptor-like protein kinase At3g03770. The coding region runs from base 515 to 2827 and encodes 770 amino acids. Gene Ontology annotation, molecular function: protein binding; protein kinase activity; ATP binding. The record is from RefSeq and is a predicted model, not a curated record. Gene Ontology annotation, biological process: protein phosphorylation. Lineage: Eukaryota; Viridiplantae; Streptophyta; Magnoliopsida; Rosales; Moraceae. The transcript is spliced from 8 exons.